UCGAAACUGAAAAGCAGCUGCGCCCAGCUCAACACUCAGGAGGGGGAGACGCUAUAGAUGGAAAGCUUCAGGGCCUGAGGAUGGGGCAGGGACUCAGCAACACCCCAGCCUCAGAGCUGGACAAGUUCAUAGAGGACCACCUCCUUCCCGACACCAGCUUCCGUAAUGAUGUCAGAGCCGUCAUCGAUGUCAUGUGUACUUUUCUGAAGGAGAGAUGCUUCAAAGGCGCCGCCCACCCUGUGAGGGUCUCCAAGGUGGUGAAGGGCGGCUCCUCAGGAAAAGGCACAGCUCUAAAGGGCAGGUCAGAUGCUGACCUGGUGGUGUUCCUGAACAAUCUCACCUGCUUCGAGGACCAGUUAAACCGACGCGGAGAGUUCAUCCAGGAAAUUAAGAAACAACUGCACAAAUUUCAGAGAGAGAGACAUAUUUGGGUGAAGUUUGAGGUUCAGAGUUCAUGGUGGUCCAACCCCCGAGCACUCAGCUUCAAGCUGAGCUCCCCACAGCUUCGCCAGGAGGUGGAGUUUGAUGUGUUACCAGCCUAUGAUGUCCUGGGCCAUGUCAGCGUCUACUGCAAGCCCGACCCUGAGAUCUACAGAAGGCUCAUCAGGAAGUGUACAUUCCUGGACAAGGAGGGCGAGUUCUCCACCUGCUUCACAGAACUUCAGAGAAACUUCCUGAAGCAUCGUCCGACCAAGCUGAAGAGUCUUAUCCGCCUGGUCAAACACUGGUACCAACUGUGUAAGGAGAAGCUGGGGAAGCCGCUGCCCCCACAGUAUGCCCUGGAGCUGCUCACAGUCUACGCCUGGGAACAUGGGAGUGGAUUCACUGAGUUCAACACAGCCGAGGGCUUCCGGACCGUCUUGGAACUGGUCACCAAGCACAGGCAGCUUCGAAUCUACUGGACAAUGUAUUAUGACUUUCAAGACCAAGACAUCUCCAAUUACCUGCACAGGCAGCUCACAAGAGCCAGGCCUGUGAUCCUGGACCCGGCUGACCCAACAGGGAACGUGGCCGGUGGGAACCCAAAUGGUUGGAAUCGGUUGGCAGGAGAGGCUGCGACCUGGCUUCGGUACCCGUGCUUUAAGAACAAGGAUGGUUCCCCGGUAUGCGCCUGGGAUGUGCCGACGGAGGUUGAUGUGCCAUACCAGGAGAACCAGAAGAGUAAUUUUUUCCUUAAUCUCUGUUUGUUGUUGUUGUUUUUGUUUCUUUUCAUUGUUUCAAGGGCUUCUUCUGCAUAGCGCACACAGCCGGAGCUAGCAACCCUUCUGUAUUAGUGCUGUGAUAACUGCAUUGUAGGCCUUGUUAUAACCCGAACAGGGAUGGUCCUGUAGCUCCUGUGCCACUGCAGGACCAGUAUGCGAGUCUCAGGAACUAUGCCUGGAGACUUAAAAACACACAGAGACAGGCACAGAGACAGACAGACAGACAGAGAAAGACAUGAGGACACGGAGAAAGACAGAGACAUGGGCACGGGUCAUCCUUGAUACAAGAAUGCCAAAUGCCAAACUUCAUUGUGCUCAGGGAAAAGCUUCUAUGGGGAUCCUUAGCCAUGCCCAGCUCUUGGGAUUUUUCAUCUGCAGGCCUUGUGCUCGGAGCAGCUGCAGGCAAGAUCUCAUGCUCAGUUCAUUCCAGCAGGCAAAGACUCAGAGGCAGGCAAAGAAAAUCAAGGGGCCCGGGAUCUGUAGCUCCCAACAGUGCUGAUGUGCCCUGCCUUCCCUCCAUCCUCAGAUGGGCAAGAACGGGGCAUUUGUCCGCCUGUGAGCACAGCAGCACCUGCCCAGAAGACCCCCGAGUCAGGGGAGGUGCUCCUUUGCUGCAGGCCUUGACCAGAGAGGGCAGGAUGCUGCUCAAGGUCCCAGAGGAGGAGUGUCCACCCUGGGAUCAGACUCCAGUCUUCUGACCCCUGCCUGCCCACCCUUCUAUCCUGUCCUAUCACAGACAGCCUUCCUUACAGCCAACUUCAUCUGCCUUAUCCUCUGACAGUGUUCUCUCGGGAACAAGAGAUUCAGAAGGGGAGGGGAGAACCCACGCUUGACUUCUGUCUGUACACCUGUCAGGAGCUUCUCUCCAGUGUCUAAUAACAACAAUAAACCACAGCCGAUGUCAUGAGGGUGUGUGAGACGAGCCAGAGAAGUAUAGGUGUGUGUGUGUGUUCAUGGUUCAACUAGAUUCAUUUAUUGUGCACUUGUUACACGCUCCACAUGGGUCCAGGCACUGAUGGCUCAGCCAUGGACAGCGCAGAAACAAAUUACAGCAUUUUAUUCUGGUAGGUUAGGAUCCCUCCAGGUCUCUUAUCUAUAAAUUCAUGACAGGAAUCCUUGGUUCUUUCUGUUCAUGUCCCCAAGACAAGAUUCAAGACCUGCCCCAUCUGACUCAGAAGUUGUCCCACAACUGCACAUGGCUGCGGGGACCUGGGUGUGUGAGCCGUGCACAUGAAGAUGCAUGGUGGCUGCAACAUGCAGGCUGGGGUUCGAGGAAGUGCAUGAAAAAUAAAAAGUGCAUUGAAUUUUUAUUCAAAGGCACUGGUGACUUUGAAACGUGGUUGUCUGGGGUGAUGAUGAACUUUUGAUGUGCUGCAUUAAAUCUCAUGGAGUCUCA
This is a messenger RNA of Myodes glareolus (Bank vole), 2598 nucleotides long. RefSeq names its product 2'-5'-oligoadenylate synthase 1A-like. NCBI's taxonomy places the organism in Eukaryota, Metazoa, Chordata, Mammalia, Rodentia, Cricetidae. Gene Ontology annotation, biological process: regulation of ribonuclease activity; negative regulation of viral genome replication; defense response to virus. Gene Ontology annotation, cellular component: cytosol; membrane; nucleoplasm. Gene Ontology annotation, molecular function: double-stranded RNA binding; 2'-5'-oligoadenylate synthetase activity. The record is from RefSeq and is a predicted model, not a curated record.